Molecule: messenger RNA, 1743 nt
Organism: Akanthomyces muscarius
Lineage: Eukaryota; Fungi; Ascomycota; Sordariomycetes; Hypocreales; Cordycipitaceae
Exons: 1
Coding region: 1-1743 (580 amino acids)
Source: RefSeq, a predicted model, not a curated record
AUGAGCGAUGCCGAGUCGGACAAUGGGAGCAUUGUUCUCGUGGAAGACGACAUUUAUAAAGAGUCGGCCACUCCUGAGCCAGACACCUGUGCUGCAGACGCUGAGUUGGGAGAUGAUGAUGUUUCUGCGCCAGCGGCGUCUACAGCCUUCAUCACCGCAGCGACAUUCAGUGCGGAUGAUGACGACGCGAGCGAAGAAGACUAUGUGGAUGCUCCCGAUAUGGCUGUACCACUCGUCGCUGAAUCAGAAACCUGUGCGGCAGAUGCAGUCCAUGCGGUCGAAAAAGUAGCAGAAGUCAUCUCUGCGCCAACGGCGUCUGCUCCCUUCACCACCGAGGCAGCACUUUGUGCGUCCGACGUGGCGGAUUCAAUCGUCGUGAAAGAAGUCACACGAGCGUCUCCAGCUGUGUCUGUACCACUCGUCGCUGGUACAGAAGUAUGGGUGGCAGAUGCAGGUCAUACGGCCGCAGCGGCCGCUGAAAUCAUCCCUGUGCCAAUGGCGUACACACCCGCCAUCGCUGACCCAGAACUCUCUGCGUUUGACGCGGCUGACUCGAUCGCUAUGAAAAAAGACAACCUAGUUGCUCUAGAAGUGGCUGCAUCACCCAUCACGCUUGGGCGUCAAGACGUCUCAGGGCCUGUCGAUGCUGACCAGGGUAGUCCCCUUGCCCUUGUCAAACUUGUUGCCGCCAAGAGUGUAUUUUCGCAGGAUAUUCAGCACUGUGACCCCGGGAUGCAGCUCCCUAUGCAUGCCAAUAAUUCUGACCCCCUGGACAAGAGCCGCGAUGCUAAGGCCUGCUUUGAGCGCCAGGACAAGCCUGAGAAUCAUCACGAGGCGUCGGCUGAGAGUAAGAGGGCGACACACAUGAUGAACCAGUCGAGUCUAUUGGGCACCGCAGCAAUAACGCCACCACCCGUCGAAGCUUCUGAAGAGAGGGACGAGCUAUAUGAGAUGUUCGUUGACAAGGAUGAUAUUGCUAAUCACGACAAAGUCGAUGUUUGUGCCGAACAGAGGAUCAUCUCGGCCCAGAGUACCCAACCUCUCCAGGAAGGGAUGACCGUCCCCGCGGAAAGAGCACCGACGCCACCGGAGACCAGAACAGCUUGUGUAGCCUCUGAUGAUACUUCUGUGCAGCUCGGGAACAGCACGCCAUCUCUCUGCGACGAUGGGUGCAUUGCCGUACAGAGCGCUUUGCAGCUAGACGGACUCGAUGCCGGUAACAUUGUUGUGAGCGACAACCUGCCGCUAGUCCCUGCGUCAAGCACAACUGCAGAAGACAUGAGGAGCAACGAUAGACAAUCAACUUGGACUCCCUCCCAGCUUCCCACCGUCGUGGUGAGAAAACCCACGCCUCAAGAGUCCAGCCCAGCUGUCAUGAUCCUGGACGACAAUGAGCUGCUGCAACGCGCAUCGGACAAAGAGGUUAGACCGUCGCUUGCAGAGAGCGCGGAUUCCUUGUUUGGCGGUUCUUCGUCCCGCGAAGAUGGUACCCCGCUGCUGCGAGGUACCAGCACAGACAGCAUAACCUUUGACGACAUUUUGCCGCAUCAGACGAGCGAUGCAAGCGUAGACACAAGCAAUGCGACGAAGAAGCCGCUCGGUGUGAAACUCGGCGAGUUAACACGUACGCUGGUAGAGCUUGCGCCGCGCCGUCCGAGACAACUGUUGCGCAAGCAACUAUCAGACGCUCGUCUGGGAUAUCGCGGCGGAGACGAUUCGAGCAAGAGUGGCGCACGUGGGUGA